UUGACUUCGUUGGUCUUAUGCUCAAAAGUAGGUUUAUUACACGAUCCAAAGCAACUUCCUUGAGGCACAGAACUCAGAAGUAGUAUUGGGUUGCAUUUUAUAUACAAGAGAGGAGACAAAUAACUUGAUAGCUAAAAGCAUAAAAAAAUCACAUGGCAGCUGAUCAUUUACAAUUUCUUAAGCACAGAUUCAUCACUGACUUCAAAGAAGCAGUGGAUGAAUUCCAUGGUGAGCUUCCCCUCCGUCUUCAUUUCCAGGAGAUCCUACAGGUCUUGGAAGAAAAGAGCAUCGACAAAACCCCUAUUGUGAUGAAGAAUUUGCUGUAUGAUCUCAGGCACUUGUUGGCAAAGUGCGUUCUCUCAGCAGAGAAGGAGCGAAAGCUCAAAGCUCAGGAAAAGAAAAGUUAUGUCAAUGCCCGUCCCUUGAAGAAGUAUUGGUUUCUUCGAAAAACUGGAAAGAAACUAAUUCGAAUCGCAGAAAAGCUGAAAGAAACGAAGGAUGAUGUAAUUCGUGAAGUUUCAUUUCAACCAGACUCUAUCACAGUUCAUCUACUAGAGAAUAUUCGACCUCUGGAUGCAUCCGAGACUCAUGGGUUCGUUACCCAGUUGGAUAAGAUGGAAGCAUUGCUCAAGGAGACACCUGCUAAUGAUGGUAUUAAGGCCAUUGGAAUUGUGGGAAUGUGUGGUGUUGGCAAAACUACUCUUGCUCGAUUGGUUGUCCAUAAUCGCCCAUCCAUGAGAGAGUUUUCUCCGGUAAUUUGGGUUAGGCUAUCUUUAAAAGCAGAUCCACAAGAAAUUGUAACUCAUUUGGUGAAGCAUUUGGGCGCCAAAUAUGAUCAGUUGCAGGAUCUUGAUGCGAAGCUGACUGAAUUAUUGGGAAAGAAGUAUUUGAUUGUACUGGACAAUGUAUGCACAGAGUACAUUAGCCGUUUUACUCAUGGCUUGCCAAAGGGGGUUGGGGGUGCCAUCAUUGUAACCAGUAGAUUUGAAGAUGUAGCCAUAAGCAUGGUGGGUGAGAAAAAUUUGCUCAGACUCGAGCCCACAUUCGAUGCAGAGGCACUUUGGUCAACUUUCAUUGAUUCAAUUCGAAGAAAGAGAUACGUAACUAAAGAUCAUCACCAAGCUUUUUUAAGAAUGAAGGAUGAAAUUAUUUACAGGUGCGAAGGCCUUCCUUUGGCAGCAAAGACACUCGCGGAGGUUAUUUCUACUCAACUUGGCAAGAAAGAGCAAGAGUAUUGGUAUUGGUCAAAUUCAGGUGCACACAAGGACUUUUGCUUAGAGAAAGUUAGUACUCUUCCAGGAGUUCAUGGUGUCUUUCCAGGACCAGGCGAUGAUAGAAUUACAAUUACAGGAAGCUGCAAUGUUAUAGAAAUAGCGAGGGAAUUGGGGAAAUUUUGUCACACGGAGCUUGUUUCGGUAUACUUAGCACAAUAUAAUGAACCCGAGAGGAAGUCUACCAAGGAAAGAAACUCAAAUCAAGAAGAACCCGGAGCAGUAAAACAACGGAAAUGGUGGCGAAGCUUCCCACGGAUUUAGAAGGGAUAUAAAUCUCUGUAACAUUUGAAAAUUUCUAGUAAUUUUUUAUUUCAGUAAGUUUAGGGUUCAAUUGUUCCUGAGAGUAAGAAAUUAUAUAUUCACUUUUAAUUGUAACAUCAGGAUUUAAUCCUACGACAAUUACUUAAUUAACUUUUAUUUCCUUCAUUUUAACAAAAUAUUAUUUUCUUUUCA
Molecule: messenger RNA, 1727 nt
Organism: Cornus florida
Lineage: Eukaryota; Viridiplantae; Streptophyta; Magnoliopsida; Cornales; Cornaceae
Product: disease resistance RPP13-like protein 4
Exons: 4
Coding region: 153-1535 (460 amino acids)
Biological process (GO): defense response to other organism
Molecular function (GO): ADP binding
Source: RefSeq, a predicted model, not a curated record